Molecule: messenger RNA, 4379 nt
Organism: Sarcophilus harrisii (Tasmanian devil)
Lineage: Eukaryota; Metazoa; Chordata; Mammalia; Dasyuromorphia; Dasyuridae
Gene: IFT122
Product: intraflagellar transport 122
Exons: 31
Coding region: 127-3945 (1272 amino acids)
Biological process (GO): non-motile cilium assembly; intraciliary retrograde transport; protein localization to cilium
Cellular component (GO): non-motile cilium; intraciliary transport particle A
Molecular function (GO): protein binding
Source: RefSeq, a predicted model, not a curated record
CGGGGAUGUCCCGCGGCGCGCACGGCGCAUGUGCGUUGCCCGGGGUAGCCCAGGUAGCCAAAGUGGCUGCGGUUUGGGAGGGACGGAGUGACCCAGGGCCCGGCCCGGGGUCCGAGGGGAGAGGCCAUGAGGGCCGUGCUGACCUGGAGAGAUAAGGCGGAGCAGUGUAUAUAUGACCUUGCAUUUAAGCCCGACGGAACUCAGCUGAUUUUGGCUGCAGGAAACAGAUUACUGGUUUACGACACUUCUGAUGGGACCUUAAUUCAGCCGCUGAAAGGACACAAGGACACAGUGUAUUGUGUGGCCUAUGCUAAGGAUGGCAAGCGUUUUGCUUCUGGAUCAGCUGACAAAAGUGUUAUCAUCUGGACAGCAAAACUGGAAGGUAUUCUGAAAUACACACACAAUGAUUCCAUACAAUGCGUCUCCUACAACCCUGUUACCCACCAGUUGGCAUCUUGUUCCUCCAAUGACUUUGGAUUGUGGUCUCCUGAGCAGAAGUCUGUCUCUAAACAUAAAUCAAACAGCAAAAUUACCUGCUGCAGCUGGACAAAUGAUGGUCAGUACAUUGCUCUGGGGAUGUUCAAUGGCAUCAUCAGCAUCCGGAAUAAAAAUGGGGAGGAGAAGGUGAAGAUUGAGCGGCCAGGAGGAGCUCUGUCCCCUAUCUGGUCCAUCUGCUGGAACCCUUCCAGCCGAUGGGAGAGUUUCUGGAUGAACAGAGAAAAUGAGGAAGCCGAGGAGGUCAUUGUCAACAGAUAUUUUCAGGAAAUACCUUCUGCUUUGAAGUCAGCCGUGUACAGUAGUCAGGGUAGUGAGGCAGAGGAGGAGGAGCCUGAGGAAGAAGAGGACAGUCCCAGGGACGACAACUCGAACGGGCUAAAAAGAAUAAAUCAGGAUAAUCAGGAGAAGCAAACGUGCUUGGUUGUGCCACACAGUCACUGCAUUUAUUGGGAACAAGAUGAACAUAAUGACAUCCUGGCUGUGGCUGACUGGGGGCAGAAACUCUCCUUUUACCAACUGAGUGGCAAACAGGUUGGGAAGGAUAGGUUACUGAACUUUGAUCCCUGCUGCAUUAGCUAUUUUACCAAAGGAGAAUAUAUUUUGCUUGGAGGAUCAGACAAACAAGUCUCUCUCUUCACCAAAGAUGGAGUGCGCCUUGGGACUAUAGGGGAUCAGAAUUCCUGGGUGUGGACGUGUAAAGUUAAACCGGAUUCCAAUUACGUGGUGAUUGGCUGCCAGGAUGGGACAAUUUCCUUCUAUCAGCUCAUUUUUAGCACAGUGCACGGGCUCUAUAAGGAUCGUUACGCCUACAGGGACAGCAUGACGGAUGUGAUUGUCCAGCACCUGAUCACGGAGCAGAAAGUUCGGAUCAAGUGCAAAGAGCUGGUGAAGAAGAUCGCCAUCUACAAAAACCGGCUGGCCAUUCAGCUGCCCGAAAGAAUCCUGAUCUAUGAGUUGUACUCGGAUGACUCCUCAGACAUGCAUUACCGAGUUAAGGAAAAGAUCGUCAAGAAAUUUGAGUGCAACCUCCUGGUGGUGUGCUCCGAUCACAUCAUCCUCUGCCAGGAGAAAAGGCUGCAGUGUUUGUCUUUUGGAGGGGUGAAAGAAAGGGAGUGGCAGAUGGAAUCCCUCAUCCGUUACAUCAAGGUGAUCGGGGGCCCUCCUGGAAGAGAAGGCCUUCUAGUUGGCCUGAAGAACGGCCAGAUCCUAAAGAUUUUUGUGGACAAUCUGUUUGCCAUCGUCCUGCUCAAGCAGGCCACGGCCGUGCGGUGCUUGGACAUGAGUGCAUCCCGAAACAAGCUAGCCGUGGUGGAUGAAAACGAUACUUGCCUGGUGUAUGAUAUUCACACCAAGGAACUGCUUUUUCAGGAACCAAAUGCUAACAGUGUGGCCUGGAACACUCAGUGCGAGGACAUGCUCUGCUUCUCUGGAGGUGGCUAUCUCAACAUCAAAGCCAGCAACUUCCCGGUGCACCAGCAGAAGCUCCAGGGCUUCGUCGUGGGCUACAAUGGCUCAAAGAUCUUCUGUCUCCACGUUUUCUCCAUGUCAGCAGUAGAAGUGCCCCAGUCUGCCCCAAUGUACCAGUACCUGGACAGGAAGAUGUACAAAGAAGCCUACCAGAUUGCUUGUUUAGGUGUGACUGAUGCAGAUUGGAGAGAGCUGGCCAUGGAGGCUUUGGAAGGACUGGAAUUCGAAACAGCUAAGAAGUCAUUUACCAGAGUACAAGAUCUCCGAUAUUUAGAACUGAUCAACAGCAUUGAGGAGAGGAAGAAGCGUGGAGAGACCAACAAUGAGCUGUUUCUAGCAGAUGUUUUUGCCUACCAAGGAAAGUUCCACGAGGCUGCUAAACUGUACAAGCGCAGUGGGCACGAGAACCUGGCUUUGGACAUGUACACUGACCUGCGCAUGUUUGAAUACGCCAAGGAUUUCCUUGGAUCUGGAGACCCCAAAGAAACCAAGAUGUUGAUCACCAAACAGGCUGACUGGGCCAGAAACAUCAACGAACCCAAAGCCGCGGUGGAGAUGUACCUCUCGGCGGGGGAGCACAUCAAGGCCAUAGAGAUCAGUGGCGAUCACGGCUGGGUGGACAUGUUAAUUGAUAUCGCCCGGAAACUGGACAAGGCGGAACGGGUGCCCCUGCUGCUGUGUGCACAGUACUUCAAGAAGCUGGACAACCCCGGCUACGCGGCUGAGACCUACCUGAAGAUUGGGGACCUGAAGUCCCUGGUGCAGCUUCACGUAGAGACUCAGCGCUGGGAUGAGGCCUUUGCUUUGGGUGAGAAGCAUCCUGAGUUUAAGGAUGAUGUCUAUGUGCCCUAUGCCCAGUGGUUGGCAGAAAAUGAUCGCUUCGAAGAGGCCCAGAAAGCGUUCCACAAAGCUGGCCGUCAGGGCGAGGCAGUCAGAGUGUUGGAACAGCUCACUCACAAUGCUGUGGUCGAAAGCAGAUUUAAUGACGCAGCGUAUUAUUACUGGAUGCUGUCCAUGCAGUGUCUUGAUAUAGCUCAAGCAGACCAAAGCCAGAAGGAGGAGAUGCUGGUCAAGUUUCACCACUUCCAGCACUUGGCCGAGCUGUACCACGUGUAUCACUCUAUUCAGCGCUAUACGGAGGAGCCCUUCAGUUUUCAUCUUCCUGAAACCCUCUUCAACAUCUCCAGAUUCCUGCUCCAUAGUUUGUCUAAGGAGACACCCUUGGGUAUCUCUAAAGUAAACACGCUGUUCACCCUGGCCAAGCAGAGCAAGGCCCUGGGUGCCUACAAGCUGGCUCGCCAUGCCUAUGACAAACUGCAGGGCCUGCAGAUCCCCGCCAGGUUCCAGAAAUCCAUCGAGCUGGGCAGCCUGACGAUCCGCUCCAAGCCCUUCCACGACAGUGAGGAGCUCGUGCCCUUGUGUUAUAGGUGCUCGACCAACAACCCUCUGCUCAACAAUUUGGGGAACGUGUGCAUCAACUGCCGGCAGCCCUUUGUCUUCUCGGCCUCGUCGUAUGAGGUUUUGCAUCUGGUGGAAUUUUACCUGGAGGAAGGAAUUACUGAUGAAGAAGCUGUGGCUCUCAUUGAUUUGGAGGCCCCCAGGUUAAUCAAGAAGGAGAGAAAAUGGCAAGAAAUAACCAACUCUAAUUCACAGACUUUGAGACUAGACGAGACUGUGGAGCACAUUGAGGAGGACGACCCUUUCACUGCCAAGCUGAGUUUUGAGCAAGGGGGCUCCGAAUUUGUUCCUGUGGUGGUGAACCGGGCGGUCCUGCGGUCCAUGAGCAGGCGGGACGUGCUCAUUAAGCGCUGGCCCAAGCCACUGCAGUGGCAGUACUUCCGCUCCCUCCUCCCCGAUGCUUCCAUCACCAUGUGCCCCUCAUGCUUCCAGAUGUUUCACUCAGAAGAUUAUGAGCUUCUGGUGCUUCAACACAACUGCUGUCCAUACUGUCGGAGGCGUAUCGACGAACCGAAUCAGUGACCCCUCUCUGCCCCUCCUCGCUCUGGCCCCAGCAUCUCCCCCGGCACGCCCUCCCAGUUAUCUGAAAAUCCUGCCUUUGUUAUUCCCAGAUAUUUUCAGAUUUGCAAGAUAUUUAUAUGAAAAAGAAGAAACGGUUAAAACCAUCAAAAUAUUUUCUGUCCAGAUGAAAUUUUUUAUUGGUUGGGGUGGGGGUGGGGAGGAAAGUGUAACUACGGAAUUUCUAUUUAUGGCAUUUUCCGCUUUGUAAAUAGCACCAUGAAAUGGAAAAGAGAAUGUACAUAUAUUUUCUAUUAAAAAAAAUCUGUUACUCUUUAAGUUGAUUGGAGUUGUUCAUAGCAGCCUGCUGGAGUCCACAGAUCUGUCAGACCAUUAGCAUGUACACUUUGCGAACAGAUUGCCUCAAUAAUUACAAAUAAAAGGGCUACUUAUUUUCA